AUGUUUCAGUCCCAAAGUUUCAGUCCCAACCCGAUUCGUCCAGACCUUGUUCCAUACACCCCCCAAUCCACUACGCCUCCCUCCGUUAUCCUGCCACCUGUCUGUCCAUCUUUCCACAUGUUCACCAGGUCCAGGCAGGGGUCCGCGCUCCCCCCCUGGCUCGCGUAUCGCCUCUCUCAACUCGUUCCUCCCGGCUCGUUCCUUCACUCCUCUUACCACAGGCUACGACAAAACCUCGCCUCCUCGCGCCGCUCCCAGGCCGCCGCCGUCUCCGUCCUCGCUAUAGUCAUCCUUUUUAUCAUUGUCGCCCUGCUGCGAUCCCGCCCCCCCGCCGACACCCGGCCGAUCGAGGAGCGCGAGAACUGGCGAACAGAGGCGAACCGCGCGUGUCUGCGGAAAAAGGAAUGGCGGCGUCCGCUGUGUUGGCGCACGGAGGGCAUCGUGUGGCACGUGCGCCAGUUCGAAAUCUGGAAAGUCGUCGCGUGGGAGGCGGCAACCACCGCCGCCGCUGACGCUGCUGCUGACUCAGAAACAGCCUCCGGAACCGGCGGCGGCGGAAGCGGCGAAACCGGUGGAGAAUCAGCAACAGCGGGUUCAGCAUCAACGGCUGUAGCGGGAUCGGCUGUAGCGGGCGUGCUGCCGUCGUCAGCCGUGACCGUCCCGAUGAGCCAGAUCGACCUGGGGAUCCUCAAGAGCCCCGCGCUCGCCGCCAAAUGGACGGCCGGCACGAAGCCGGCGCCGGACGGGCUGCUGCACGUGCUGGUGGACCAGUUCCCGUGCGCCGCGCACGGCUGCUGCGCCAUCCACUGGCAGCUGCGACCUAAUUCCACCGACCUGCUCUCGCUAGGGAACCACUUUGUGCGCUUCGAGUACUCCGCGCUGCUUAAGAUUCCGAUCGAGCCGAGGUAUAUUUUAGACGCGGGCGGGACGGGGAUGGCGGCGCUGGCGUUCGCGCUGCUGUACCCCGACGCGCUGGUGGUGCGCGUGGAGCCCGAGGCGGAGAACUUCCGCGUGGGGGUGGUGAGCAGCGCGCGCGUGGGGAACAUCGUGCACGUGCGCGCCGCGCUCUGGGACCGCAUCGCGCCGCUCUCUCUGUGCGAAUCGCAGUCGGAGCUGCCCGGCGAUGCUGACUGGCCGUUUGCAAAUUCGAGCCGGCAGUUAGGGUUUGUGACAGAGGAAGGCGGGGAAAGCGGAGGCGGAGGGGGAGGGGGUGGCGGAGCGGGGAGUGGCAAGAAGAAGAGGGUGAAGGAAGCGAAGCGGACAAGGUACCAGGAAAGUCUGGUGGGAGCCGGGCCGACAUGUGAAGGCAGGGUGAGAGGGCACGUGCAGGGGAGUACACUCACAGCAAUCAUGGCAGCGUACGGAAUCCCGAGAUUUGAUCUGGUGAAGAUGGAUAUCGAGGGGGCGGAGCGGAGGGUGUUUGCGCACAAGCCGUCGCUGAGGGUGCUGCGCGGUGUGCAGGUGUUUAUAGGCGAGUUGCAUGAAGGGGGGGGCGUGUGCGAGGGUUGCAAAGGAACGGUGCUGCGGAAUUUUGAGCGGUGGGGAGGGUUUAAGAAGUUUGUGGAUGGGCGGAAUGUGUUGAUGCUGAGUCGAGACCUGUUCUCGUGCUAG
Closterium sp. Naga37s-1 is the source of this 1611-nucleotide messenger RNA. Lineage: Eukaryota; Viridiplantae; Streptophyta; Zygnematophyceae; Desmidiales; Closteriaceae. The record is from the annotation of a GenBank genome assembly.